Plasmodium gonderi is the source of this 2490-nucleotide messenger RNA. RefSeq lists its product as hypothetical. Gene Ontology annotation, cellular component: nucleus. The transcript has a single exon. Gene Ontology annotation, biological process: peptidyl-arginine methylation. Gene Ontology annotation, molecular function: protein-arginine N-methyltransferase activity. The record is from RefSeq and is a predicted model, not a curated record. Lineage: Eukaryota; Apicomplexa; Aconoidasida; Haemosporida; Plasmodiidae. Bases 1 to 2490 code for a protein of 829 amino acids.
AUGGACACGAAGGUGCCCAAGUUGUUAGAUCUGCACUUGCAAGAACAUGUGAAAAACAUAAUUGAAGGGUUCACAGAUGAAUCAACGAGCACAACUAAGGACACAUUUUUUGAUGAUAAGUAUGCUUAUAGUUUAAUUGACAAUUACAAAAGUAGGAGAACAAAAAAUGUCGUUAUUCAUAUGUUAAGAAAAGAUAUUAAUAUACUACACUAUAAUGAAGAAUACAAAAAUAUAAUUUUUAUUAACUUUUUAAGAUUAUGUCAAUUAAAUAAUUUAAACGUGAAAAAAUAUCACGAUAUAUUUUUAGAAUAUGAUAUUUUUUCUUUUAUUGUAAAUUCGGAAAAAUACGUAAACUUUUUUUUAAAACCAAUUAUAAAUAAUGAUAAAUUAUUAUGGGAUGUGAACAAGGAUCAUUUUGAAAUAUUUAAUUUUACCACGUUAGAUAUUACAGACAAUGAGAAUCGCACUAUGAAUACUACGGAUAUGCAUUAUCAAAAUAGUUGUUAUGUCUUGGAAGAGAAUCUAAAGUUAAAACUGAAUGAUCUUGUAGAAGAUUCUUCAGAUUGUGAUUCUUCCUUAUUUAGUGAAGAUGAUAUUUCUGUUGCAUCCGAAUUUUCAGAAAAAUUAUUACCCACAAGUAAUUACAAAAUGAAUAGCGAUAAUUUAUCAGACCAUUGUAAAAACUCGAAGUCAAACCAGAGCUUAUUGGAAGAAUACUCAAAUGCAACCAACAUCGAUGUCGUGAAUAAUGAGCACAUCUCUAUCGAAAAUAAAAUAAGCAAUAAACAUGAAACAUUAAUUGAGGAUUUAAACAACAUACCCAACAUUGAACAGGAUGAAAAGAAGAAGGAAAGUGGUGGCAUGAAAUGGAGCGAGCAUUUUGGAAACAGACUAGAAACAGUUGACACUUCCACUCUCAAUAAUAUUAAUUUAAAUCAUUUAAUCGAUAUUAUAGUAGAGACAGGGAAAGUGAAUCAUGAAGACACCUUGAGGGAAGGUAAUAAUUAUUUAAAGAAAAAUAGCCUACAUGAAUCAAUUAUAGAAAAAUUUGUGAAAAAAUCUGAAAAUGAGAACAUUGAGUUGUACAAUUUGCACAAAAAAAUUAAUAGCAUGGAGAAAAUUAUUAAACAUUUAAUGAGUGAAAUAAUGAAGAGAGAUAUUAUAAAAAAGGGGGUUACUGAAAAUGCACAAAUUGGGGAAAUACAAAAACCAGAUGGAAUUCAAAAGAGAAAGGAAAUUUUCUUAUCUACAUUCAGAGAAAUAGAAUGUACACAUGGUAGUGUUGUAAACAGCACGGAUAAGGAGAGUGGAGAUUCUGAAGAAGGUUGUGACAAUAAAUAUUUCGAAAGUUAUAACGACACAAGUAUACAUAGAACUAUGAUUUUAGAUAAGAGUAGAACAAAUUGCUACUAUGAAUUCAUAAAAGAAAAUAAAGAAAUAUUUCAAAAUAAAGUGGUUUUAGAUAUAGGAUGCGGAUCUUCCAUAAUUUCCCUGUUUUGUUCGGAUCACGCGAAAAUCGUUGUUGGAAUUGAUAAUGCACAUAGGAUAUUAAAGAAAGCAAGAAAAAUAACAGAAAUGAAUGAAGCAAAGAAUAUAUACUUAUUUGAAGGGAAAUUAGAAGAAAAUGAUAUUUAUACUGAUGAAAAGGGGGAAAUAUAUUAUAUUAGCAAAAAAGAUGAUAUUGAAAAAUUUAAAAAAAAUCAUAAUAUCAAGGAGCUUAAAAUACUAAAGUUUGACAUUAUUAUAUCCGAAUGGAUGGGAUAUUUUUUAUUUUACGAAUGUAUGAUAAAUACUAUUUUAUAUGCUAGAGAUCUUUAUUUAAAGGAAGGUGGUUUUUUAUUUCCUAAUAAAAUUUAUUUAUAUCUCGCAGGUUAUAACGAUUUAGAUUAUGUAAAUGAAAAUAUCUUAAUAUGGGAUAGUCCACUAUAUGAUAAAGAUUUAUCUGAAUUAAAACCAGACUGUAAGUCUUUUAUGGAAAAUGCUAAAGUUAUUAGUCUAGACAAAAACAAAGUUUCAACUGAAGUAGUUAAUUAUGCUAUAAUUGACAUGUAUACGUAUAGUAAAAAUGAAAAUUUGUAUAUCCAUUCCAAUUUUAAAGUUGCACUUAAUUAUGGAAAAGUUGUAACAAGUUUGUGUUUUUAUUUUGAUUGUCAUUUUGAACCACUUCCAUUCAGUGCAAGUGUAUCAAUUCACAAUUCUGAGAACAUAUCCUCAAAUUUGAAAACUUGUACAAAUACCGUUUUAACAACUAGUAUGUUCAAGCAAGAAACACACUGGAAACAGGUACUUUUACAUAUACACUGUCCAAAUUACAACAUUGCUAAUAUUUCGCCCCUCGUGGAUGCUGAUAAGACAAAUGAAUUAUGUGGAAACAUAUACAUAACAUCGUCGAGUGAGCACUCAAGAAGUAUUAAUGUGCUUUUACAGAUUAAAAAAAAUAAGUCUAUAAAUGUGGACAAGGAGUGGACGUGCUGCUAUUCUCUGAACUGA